Molecule: messenger RNA, 1960 nt
Organism: Aethina tumida (small hive beetle)
Lineage: Eukaryota; Metazoa; Arthropoda; Insecta; Coleoptera; Nitidulidae
Product: caspase-8
Exons: 3
Coding region: 119-1786 (555 amino acids)
Biological process (GO): proteolysis
Molecular function (GO): cysteine-type endopeptidase activity
Source: RefSeq, a predicted model, not a curated record
UGGUGAGAAUGUUGUGAUUUUGGGUGGUUGAUGGAGUAAAUCCCCUAGUUCUGUGCUCGCCGUGAGGUCAGUUUUUCUGGUUUUUACGUAACAGUUUAUAAUGUAAAAAAGCUUCAUUAUGUUGAAUAGAGCAUUUUCCUACAUACGUGAAAUGUUUAGUAACAUGGAGAUAUCGGAAGAUCUUUCAAGUUCGGAAGAACUUUCAAAUUCGGAAGAAAAUUUAACAGUUGAUGCCGCCGUGAAUGAUGUCGGGAUCAUAAGAUCUGAAAUGAAAUCAAGUGAUCUAGCAGUAAUAACGCAUAAUUUAGAUAAGAAAGAUUUGAUUGGCGUUUUGUAUUUGGUUUGCAAUGAUCCGCUUAGCAUAUUAGAACAAGAAAAUAGAAGUUUAUGUGAAGCUUUCAAAGCCUGGACGUACAAUGAUGUAAACUGGUCUAAAAAGCUAUUGGAAGCUUUAUGUAUAAUUCAAAAUUAUCAGAUACUACAUCAACUGAAUUAUAAUAAGGAGUCAUUGAUACAGGAGUUCCUGCCACGACAACUUGUUGUGACUACAUAUUUAUUAAGGAAAAGGAAGGCCCUGUACUAUUUAGCAGAGAAUUUAAAUAAAAGUGAAACAACACAGUUAAUAAACAAAGUUAAAUUAGAUUUCCAAACUAAAAACAUGAAAUUCAAGGAUUUCACAGCUUCUGAUUGUUAUUUAGAAUGGUAUCUCCUACAUUGGGAAGUUUGUGGGUAUGAUUUUGGAAAUUUGUUAAAACAUCUGAAAUCCAUGGAUUUAAUUCAUUUAUGUGAAAAACUUAAAGCUAUUAUUAAACCAGUUAAUGAAGAAAUAAUUAACAACAUAGAGGAUAUGAAUAAAUCAGUUGUUAAUGUGAAUAAGUCUGUACCGCAGGAGAUAACCAGAAGUAAAAAAACUUGGGAUAAUGCUAGACAAAAUAGUAUAAGUUCAGAAAGCAGUGCAGGUGCAAGUAUGAGACAUGACAAUUUAGAUAGUUUUAUAUCAUCUGAUACAUAUUUUAUUGACAAAGACAACCCAGGUGUUGUUUUAAUUAUUAAUCAGUUUAGCUUUUAUCGAGAAUUUGAAAAAAGACAUCAUGAUCUGUUGUCUAAGGAGCCACUUGAGAAUCGGCAUGGCACAGAUGUGGAUCGAGAUACAUUGGAAGAAACAUUUAAAUUUUUUGGAUUUAAAGUUAUUAUUAAAGAGAACUGUGAUCAUGAGCUAAUGCUUGAAGAAAUUGAAAAAGUAAUCAUGGGUAUUACAGUUGAAUGUAGUUUAUUUAUCUGUAUUUUGUCUCAUGGUGACAAAAACUUGGUAUAUGGUUCAAAUAGCUGCAAAAUAAAAGUUUCAGACAUACAAUCAUUAAUGUCCAAGAAAAAUAAGAAGAAUUUAAAACAUAAACCAAAGGUGCUGAUACUCCAGUCUUGCCAGGGUAAAGAUAUACAAACAAUUAACCCAAAUGAUGAGGAUUCUUGUGAUGAAUUAACUACUGAUGGUGGAGGAGACCUUGUGCCAGAUACUGUUGAUAUGUUAACAUUUUGGGCUACCGUUCCGGGAUACGCCGCCAUUCGCGACAAGCAGCAUGGCACCUGGUUUAUACAGGCAUUGUGCGAUAGAAUAAAACGCUUUGGUCACAGGAAGAAUUUUUUGGAAAUUUGUACGUCAACUGUUGAUUGUGUAACACAAAUGAAGCACAAAAAUUUCGUGAUGACCCCAUACAGUAUGUCAACAUUAAGGAAAAAUCUGGUUUUGCCCAAGGUUUCAGACUUUGAAGAUACCAGUGAAUGUUAAAUUUUAUACAGUCUCCAUAGCAUGUAAAACUUUUUAUAAGACAAGUAAUAUUUUAUUUAUACAUAGUUUUCGUGAUUUUUAAUUUAUUUUUGUGUUGAAAAAUAUGUUACAUAUUAUUUUAAACAUAAAAAUGUGUAUGUACUAAGUUUAUAUAAUAUAUGUUUUAUUAUUUAA